AUGAACUGCAACAGGAUGCUCUACUCGGUCAUGUGCCAGACCACAUGGGAAUCUUCCCCUUUGCAUGCAGAAUGCCAGGCUCCAAUUCAACUCUGUCUGAAAAUGCUACUGGCCUACAAUACUGUGAAGAGUGGUGGAAUGUGUGCAUGUUGUUGUAAGCAGUUCCUCCUUCAUCCCCUGACUCUGGCAGCGAUCGGUGCCUCGAUUUCCCUCGCCACAGCUGUCGUCGUAUAUGGGUUGAAGAAUCAGACAGCAUUCGAAGGAGUAAAAGACUGGAAGAGCAUUGAGACGAAGAUCACGUCUGAGGUCGGUUAUUCGUUUUGGCUGGCUGCUGGGGCGUUAGUCCUGGCUAUUGUGGAUGUUAUCGUUGGCACAUGCGCUGUGUGCAUGGGAGAAAGCUGUCUAUGA
Cooperia oncophora is the source of this 408-nucleotide messenger RNA. NCBI's taxonomy places the organism in Eukaryota, Metazoa, Nematoda, Chromadorea, Rhabditida, Trichostrongylidae. The record is from the annotation of a GenBank genome assembly.